AUGGAGAGCAACAUGAAGCAGGUUGUGGUUGAAGAGCCACUGGACGCGGAGAUGCGCUGCUGCAAGCCCGGCUGCUGCCGCGUGCCCAGCUGCAUCGCCUGCUGCCCCAAGUGCGCGCGGUGCUGCUGCCGCGGCUGCGGCGGCUGCGGCUGCCGCGGCUGCGGCUGCCUCAAGAGCUGCCUCUGCUUCGUGCCUCGCCUGCUCUGCUACCUGCCCCGCAAGCUCCUCAGCUGCCACCACCUCAAGUGCCUGCUCAUCGUGGUGGUGGUGGUGGUCCUGCUGGUGGUCAUCAUCGCGGGCGCCCUGCUGAUGUGGCUGCACGCGGCGCAGCAGCGCGCCGGCGCCGUCCUGCGGGUGACCGCGGCGGGGCUGGAGGCAGGGGAGCCCUGGCGGCGGCUCCCCGCCGGCUGCGAAGAGGAGGCUGCGACUUUCUACGUAGACGGAGGAGCCGGAAGCCCGGCCACCGUCGUCUACGACUACAAGAACCUGCUGAUCAGCUACAGGUCCGGGCUGCAGCAAGCCUGCUACGUCACCCGCCUGCACGAGGACAACGUCCAGGGGCUGGACGCCGUCGCCGCGGCCUUCCGGCGUCGGCAGGCUGAGGAGCGGCUCCCCGCGGCCCUGGCCGACCGCUCCCUCCUGGGCACCACCGCCAGCAUCCUCUGCAGCGUCGUCCCCAUCUACUGGGCCUAGCCCGGCGGGGGCUCCGGGCAGGGCCUGGGGUCUUGCCCGGGUGUCCCGGGCUCCUGGCACCCUCUGGAGCAUCGCUCAGCCCCGGCCCCAGCCCCCGGGACGUGGCAGAGGGACCAACCGGAGCCACCUGCUCUCGCCAGCCCCGGCACUGCCGGAGCCAAAGC
Rhea pennata is the source of this 857-nucleotide messenger RNA. Its product is annotated as pulmonary surfactant-associated protein C-like. Gene Ontology annotation, biological process: respiratory gaseous exchange by respiratory system. Gene Ontology annotation, cellular component: alveolar lamellar body; extracellular region. The transcript has 6 exons. The record is from RefSeq and is a predicted model, not a curated record. Lineage: Eukaryota; Metazoa; Chordata; Aves; Rheiformes; Rheidae. The coding region runs from base 1 to 693 and encodes 230 amino acids.